This is a messenger RNA of Adineta steineri, 1335 nucleotides long. The record is from the annotation of a GenBank genome assembly. NCBI's taxonomy places the organism in Eukaryota, Metazoa, Rotifera, Eurotatoria, Adinetida, Adinetidae.
AUGGCACCACCAAUUACACAACCAACAACCACAAAUUCAAAUUCAACUACAAAUGGUAGUACAAUACCAACAAAUCGUCUAGAACGUGAAGCAAAAAAACACGAUCGACGAUCGGAUAUUGUCUGUCGUGUUCGUUAUACAAAUGUUUUACCUGAUCUUCCAUUUGAUCCAAAAUUUCUUCGAUAUCCAUUUAAUCAAGACAGAUUUGUUCGUUACAAACCAACAUCUUUAGAGAAAAAUUACCGAUGGGAUUUACUUACUGAACAUGAUGUUGGUGUUGAAAUUGAUCUCAUUAAUCCAGAUGCAUAUGCGACAACUGGACAGAUUACAGAAGAUGAUGAAAAAUUAUUAGAAGAAGAAACAGCUAGUCCAGCUAAUCUUAAACGAUCAUUGUUAAAUAAACGAAGUGUACCAUGGUUACGUAAAACAGAAUAUAUUUCAACAGAACAAAGUUCACUUAAAUCAUCUAUAAAAUUGGGUGAAGUCAGAUUAAGUUCUGCUAAAGAAAAACUUCGUGAAGAAUCUCUCAGAUAUUUAACAAAAGAUCGUAUAUUACAAAUUAUUGAAGAAGGUUUUGAUACUGCUAAAACACCUCUUGAAAAACAUUAUACUAAACCAUCAGUAGUCAAAUUAGAAGAAUGGCCAUUAUUUCCUGAUUUCGAUAAUUGGAAAUAUCCAUUUGCACAAGUUAUAUUUGAUGAUGAUCCAUCACGUAAAGAUCCAACAUUAACAUCUCAAGAACAAGUAGAAGAAAUGUCCGAUGCAGUUAUCAAAGCAUUGGUUGAUCCUGAUAAUAAAGAAUAUAUUGGUUAUUUUCUUCCAACUGCUGAAACACGAGCUAAACGUGCACGUGAAGAACAAGAUGAUGCAGAUGAAUCUUAUGACUUUAAAUUAAUACGAGAAUAUAACUGGAAUCGAAAAGAUAAAACAAUGAGUGGUUUUGAAGAAAAUUAUUUUCUAAGUGUUAAAGAUGAUUCAAUUGUUUAUAAUGAACUUGAAACAAGAGUACGUUUAAGUAAACGUCGACCUGUUGGUGGUGGUGCAAAAACAGCCAAUCUUCGACUUAUUCAACGUUAUCGACCGUUUCUUGAUUUGGAAGAAAAAAAUCAGAGAAAACGAUUGAAAGCUCUUGAUAAUGAAGAAGAAUUAGAAGCUGUUAAUGAAGACGAAGAAGAAGCAGAAAAUGAAGAUGAAGCAGUUGAACAUGAAGAAGAAGAACAAGAAGGAGAGGUGGAAGAGGAAGAACAAGAAGAAAAUGAUAAUCAACAUGAACAAGAAGAAGAAAGAAACGAAGACGAAGAAGAAGAAGAAGAAGAGGAAGAAACUAAUGACUAA